This is a messenger RNA of Varanus komodoensis (Komodo dragon), 5741 nucleotides long. RefSeq names its product ariadne RBR E3 ubiquitin protein ligase 2 (gene ARIH2). The record is from RefSeq and is a predicted model, not a curated record. NCBI's taxonomy places the organism in Eukaryota, Metazoa, Chordata, Lepidosauria, Squamata, Varanidae. Gene Ontology annotation, biological process: positive regulation of proteasomal ubiquitin-dependent protein catabolic process; ubiquitin-dependent protein catabolic process; protein polyubiquitination. Gene Ontology annotation, cellular component: cytoplasm; ubiquitin ligase complex. The transcript has 15 exons. Gene Ontology annotation, molecular function: zinc ion binding; ubiquitin conjugating enzyme binding; ubiquitin protein ligase activity. Bases 276 to 1748 code for a protein of 490 amino acids.
GCAGGCCACAGUGGCCCGGCUAGAGAUGAGGGAGUCUGCAGGGGGGUGAUUUUCUUCCUCGCCUUUUCCAACUCCCGAACUUCCUCUCUGGCUUCACUCACCGCCUCGGUAGUAGUCGCCUUCCCCGUGCGGGCCGAGGUGGCAGCAGCAGCCUCCACACCGUUUUACCCUCGCUGUAGGAGGUAGAAAAGUCAGAUGAAGUCAAAAGAGCGAUAGUGUGGUGGAAAAAGAGGCAGACAUUGCUCUCCUACUCUGCAGUUUGGCAGAGCACUAAGAUGUCUGUGGACAUGAACAGCCAGGGCUCUGACAGCAAUGAAGAGGACUAUGAUCCCAACUGUGAUGAGGAGGAAGAGGAUGAAGACCCUGGGGACAUUGAGGAUUACUAUGUGGGGGUGGCAAAUGAUGUGGAGCAACAGGGAGCAGAUGCCUUCGAUCCUGAGGAAUACCAGUUCACCUGCCUGACUUACAAGGAGUCCGAGAGUACCCUGAAUGAGCACAUGGUCAGCUUGGCCUCUGCAUUAAAGGUAUCUCAUGCAGUCGCUAAGCUUGUAUUAGUUAACUUCCACUGGCAAAUCUCAGAAAUUUUGGAAAGGCACAAGUCCAAUUCUGUCCAGUUACUAGUGGAAGCACGAGUUCAGCCAGCCUCAUCCAAACACGCCAUGGUACAUUCCUCUCAGCACUGCGCAGUAUGUAUGCAGUUUGUUCGAAAGGAAAACUUGUUGUCUCUGGCUUGUCAGCACCAGUUUUGCCGCAGCUGUUGGGAGCAGCACUGUACAGUACUUGUCAAGGAUGGAGUUGGAGUUGGAGUCUCCUGCAUGGCUCAGGAUUGUCUGCUUCGGACUCCAGAGGAUUUUGUGUUUCCAUUGCUACCAAGUGAGGAGCUAAAAGACAAAUACAGACGCUACCUCUUCAGGGACUACAUUGAGAGCCAUUUCCAACUGCAGCUUUGUCCUGGCGCAGACUGCCCCAUGGUCAUUCAGGUACAGGAGCCCAAAGCCCGCAGAGUGCAGUGCAAUCGCUGCAAUGAAGUUUUCUGUUUCAAGUGUCGGCAGAUGUACCAUGCUCCCACGGAUUGUGCCACCAUCCGAAAAUGGCUCACUAAAUGUGCAGAUGACUCUGAAACUGCUAACUACAUCAGUGCUCACACUAAAGAUUGUCCCAAGUGCAAUAUCUGUAUUGAAAAGAAUGGUGGCUGCAAUCACAUGCAAUGUUCCAAAUGCAAGCAUGACUUCUGCUGGAUGUGUCUGGGGGACUGGAAGACUCAUGGCAGCGAGUACUACGAAUGCAGUCGGUACAAAGAGAAUCCUGAUAUUGUAAACCAGAGUCAGCAAGCACAGGCCAGGGAGGCUCUUAAGAAGUACUUGUUCUAUUUUGAGAGGUGGGAAAACCACAACAAGAGCUUACAGCUGGAGGCACAGACAUACCAGCGAAUUCAAGAGAAGAUUCAAGAAAGGGUGAUGAACAACUUGGGAACGUGGAUAGACUGGCAGUAUCUACAGAAUGCUGCAAAGCUUCUAGCUAAGUGUCGUUACACGCUACAGUACACAUAUCCAUAUGCCUACUACAUGGAAUCUGGUCCCAGGAAGAAAUUGUUUGAGUACCAGCAGGCUCAGCUGGAAGCAGAAAUCGAAAAUCUUUCAUGGAAGGUAGAGAGAGCAGACAGUUAUGAUAGAGGGGACCUGGAGAAUCAGAUGCACAUAGCUGAGCAGAGGAGGAGGACCCUGCUGAAGGACUUCCAUGACACAUAAAAUAGCAGGAGCUGUCAGGGCGCAGGGGUGAGAACAAAGAGUAAGGCGGCGGUGAGAAUGGUAACAGAAGCAACAUGAGAAACUGAUCACCGAUUCCUCCGCAGAAAAGGGCUGAGGACAAGCACUGCACCCUCCCCUUGCAAAACCAGACACGAGCUAGCACCACGGCUUAGUCUUCUGUUUUUCUUCUGUCUUUCUACUUUUCAUUUUUGCCAGGCUAGAGGCUGGAGGUCAGAUUGGCACCUUUUCCUGGGACAUUUUCUUCCCAGCUCUUGGAUUGUUAUGGGAAGGAGUUCUAUUUUAUUUUUGUUUUUCCUGAAUGGCUGUUAAUACCAUUAGAUCAUUACAAACUUAUGUAAUUUUCAACAGUUGUACCAUUAUACAAAAUGAACCCUAGAAUAACACAACCCACUUUUUAAAAAUAAAUUGGAAUUGGAGUGUGUUUCCUUUUUAAUAAGCUGCUUGUAAACUUAAUGGCUGCUUCUUCUUCCCUGUCCCCUCCCUCCCGUCCCCACCCCAAAACCCUCUUUUGCACUGAAGGUUUUGAAAGUUCAGCUGUCUGUCCAUUGAUACCCCUUACGUGCACUUUUUGUAUUGUUUGUCCUAUGACCCCAUGGGAUGAACAGGGCCUAGGCCUGGAGACAUCGGUUGUGGCUGAAGGUCAAUACAGUUGAGUGGCUUUCCGGUUCUUCUAUGGCUGUGCUGGGGCAAUAGGGCAAAGCUCACAGCAGCAUGGGAAACAGUUCUAAUCCUACUGUUCCAUCAAUUUAAGGUUGUCUCCUGCAUGGAUUUAUUGUUUUGUCUUGUUUCUCCGGACUGCUGUUUUCUGCCAAAACUAAACUACUUGAAGGGGUUAUGGGAAUACAACCUUACCUUGCACAGUAACAGUCACUUGCCAUGAUCCGUCCAUGACUUGCAUAUCUGUGCAACUCAAUCAUGUACAACCAGAUUUUUUACAUAGUUGUAAGGUGAUAUAACAAGCUUGAUCCCUCUUGCCCUGACGAGACUAGAUUUCCUUACUGUGUGUCAAGGAGAAACUGUUACGUUUAAAUGAUGCUUGAUAAAAAUCUUGGCAGCAUAAAACAGAUCCUUAGAAACAUGUGCCAAUGGUAAGCUUAUACUGCUGUCCUGAAAACUAUUAUACUGCUGGCUGAAGAGCAACCAGCAAAAUUGAUGGGCAUGGUGCAUAAAUUGCUGUUUAAAUUAAUGGAUAGCCUGCUAUUGGCAGGGGACUCUUUUAACUCCCAAAUGUGUGUGAAUGUCAAAAUUUUCUCCAUGUUAGAGUCUAGCUUUAAAAUAUGUAUAAAUUUGUGUAGAAGGUGUGUGAACCACAUACCUAGUUAUGUUGAUAAUCCACUUUAAAAAGAUGGAACUGCUACCUUUUUCCCAAAGCUGCUUUGAUUGCUGGUUGACAUGAGAACAUCUUUGCCAUUUUGUUUACAAAAGCAUGUUGCACUGAACAUUUCUGUGUAUACUUGUCAUGACAUUUGGGGGCUGGAUGAGAAGGAUUGACUCGGAUCCUUAUUCUCUGCUUCUUACACCUGCCUUUCUGACCUUUCAGUGGGAACUGUAUUAGAGUUUUGGAUUUUGUCCUAGCUCUUGGAGGGAUUAUUUGUCAUGCCACCCUUUCCCCUUUUAGCUGCUGCUGCUGCUACUACCUCAGGCACUCCAAGAAAAGUAUUAUGCCUUUCAUCUGCUUUUGUUCCCUUAGUAAAUGACCUGAAGACCUUUUUAAUAUGACUGUCUACCACUGAGUAGCCAGUUAACACAGAUUAAACAAGUAGGAGGGAAGGUACCAGGCUAAGGAGGAGUGCCGAGGAGAGAGAUACUCCCCCUACAUCGCUUCCUCUUGACUCCCUGCGCCUUUCAGCCUUUCCCAUGCCAUUGGUCUUUUCUUUGUCUCUUGUAGCUGAUACAGCAUGAUGACCUCACGAGGUUUGCUCAUUUAACCCAUGUCUGUCUGCUGUAAGCGGAGAUCAUGUGAUUGUGUUCUAUUGGCUGUAGAUGUUUCCGUUCCUCUGCAUGAAGUCCACAACUGGGCCUUGAUAGGUAGAAACAGUCAAAAACAUUUAGCAAGAACAAAAAGUUCAUCGUGUAUGUGACUUUAGUUACCUACAGAGAUGUUAGUAUUCAUUCUCUUAUUGGUUUGAUGAGAUGUAGUACGUAAAAUGCUAGCACAGGAUUAUUUCAUUAAUCCAGUCACAGUUUGGAUAAAGAUCAGCCUCUUGAUAAGGGAGAGCUUUUGACUUCCUCAUUUCUGCUGUUUAAAUGCUGGCUUGGCCUCCUUGCUUGCUUACACAGUGCUCGGUUUUUAAAGGGGAUGAGGUUUUUUAAUCUUUGAAGUUAGGCUGAGGUGCCUGGUUCACUGAAUUAACUAUGUUAAGGCAUACAUGAAUAUUUGCAAUGUGUUGAAUUCAGUAGUAGCACAUUCACAACUUUGAAUAUCAAAGUAAAUUUCUCCAGCCCUGUAGUUUCUACAGUUUGGCAAUCGGAUUGCAUGAGUGGUGCCAACCUGGAACAAGGAGUUAAAAUGUGCUGUGUGAGCUGGUAUUGCAUGAUACUAAGGGCUACAGUCAACUUUGUGUAAGCAGAAUUCCACUUCUACAAGAGAAUAAUCCCAUCCACCCCUCCCAUGCGGUGAUCCCAAAAUUUGCUCCAAAGGGUCCCCAAGCCACCAGAACAGAUUUUUUGGGGAGAUGGAAGCUACAUGGGAAGGAGGGAUUUACUCUGCUGGUAGAUGCCAUUCUCUUGAUGAAUGGACACAACUGGAUUUCAGUGUAGUAGCCACCAAUGGUACUGGUAGCAUUUGUGUAUGUAUGCACUACUAUUUUUAGACCCAGAGUUUACAGAUGAGCAGGGGUUUUUUUUUCUUUUACAAACACUUCUUCCCUAUUCCACAAUUAUAUAAUGCUCAGCUGCUGUCUGAAAGAUUUCGGCAUUGGGAAUAGGCUAUGCUUUAGGAAUGUAUCUUGCUCUUCCCUCUGGUAAAGAAGAUGGUGUGUUUCAGUGUGAUCCUAGAUUAAAAAUCAUAUUUUCUUCUCCUUAGAAAAUUCUUGCCAAGUUCAUAAUGGGCUGGCUGGAAUGGCAAGACUGCAAUUAAGAAUUAGUGGAAUCUGAAUAUGGAAUAUUAGGUACUACAUUUUCCUCGUUGCAGGUUAACAUUCUAUACAAGGGGAUUUUGUCUUUCUCUUUGGCAGCUAUUUUCAUCAUUCAGGUUUUUAAAAUUCUGAUGUGGCUAGCUCAUGUCCCUAAUACUUUAUUUUGGUUUGGCUUACAUUUAAUAUGACAUGCCUCAGUUUGCUAAAACAAAUUCAAAGCAGCUACACCUUUUUUGUUUCUUUUCUUUUCUUUUCUUUUUUGCACCAACUCCUGAUAGUUAAUACUGAAGGUGUUCAGGUUAUUCCAAAUUCUCAUGGCCAACAAAAUUCUGUGUGACCUGAAAGCUUGCAUGCAGACACCAAAAGAGAUUGUACAGAUUAGGAGAUCCCCUAACCUCUUACAUGUAUGUAUAACGGAGUGCUGGUGUCCUAACACUCCUUUUUCUGUAGCAAUGACAAGAUUACUAUUGAUAACCUAAAAAUGAAUGUGGACUGUGUGCCAUUCUAGUGCUACAGGCAGAACAGGAGACUUAUUUUCCAUAUUAUUGCACUGUCUUGAUUCAUUUUAAAACUUCUGUUUCUUUUAAAAUCAGCUUCAUGUCUCAAUUCCUUUUUCUAGGAAAGCUCAUAAGCGCUCACUUAAGUCUGGACUGUUCAAAGUUUUCAGGUAGUAGCUUCUGCUAUGGGAGCUUUUUUAUUACACAGAGUGCUACGUUAUCAUGGCUGCCUUUGCUCUGUCCCUCACUGAGGUAUGGGGGCGGGAGGGGGGAGCUAUCUCAAGAAACUGCCAACACUUUUCCGGCAUUAGGAGGGGAACGGGCAAAGAAAAGAGCCCUUGACAUUCCCCCUCCUGAAAUUGUUUAUUUGAAAUAAAUUGUGAAUUUCUAAUUUUAAA